AAAAGCGUCGUGCGGUGUUAGAGAGGACGUUCAGACUUUCUGUCCCAACCCACCAGGUCCAAUAAGAAAAAGAAAAAAGAAAAAAAGGAAAAUGACAUCCUCAAAGAAGGCCUGGGGGUGGUUGCACCGCAGGACGGAGUCCUUCAAAGCCCAGUCUGAAUCUCUCAUCUCUACCAGAUCACGUCCCGUCUCGUAUCUCAAUCCCGUCCAGGAGGACCAGCAACGCGAUAUCGGCCAAGGCAGCAGCAGCCCAGCCCAGCAGCCUCACGAACAAGACGCCCGCGGAAGCAGCGUCCCCACAAAUAUUCCUCAUUCUUCCGAUCCUCACUCCGACAUGUCUUCCGCCCCUCAAACCAAGGAAAAAGACGAGCUGCCCUCACCCGCUGUCGCUCAGAGCCGGCCAAGGGACUCAUCCGACGCAGAGAAAGGAUCCUACUCUCCCAGGAUGAACAGCUUAAGGCAAUUUUUGAUGCAGGAAAUUGACGGUUCACGCGCCUCUGCACCUUUAACCGCCUAUUGCUUCAUGACCGGCUUCAUUGAUGCGGUCUGCUUUUCCGCGAUCUUCGUAUGGUGUGCGUUCCAGACAGGAAACAGUGUCCAGCUUGCACUCGCCUUAGCACGUCUCUUCAACGGUACACACGACCUUUCUUUCCACCUCGCAGAUCAACAAGCCCUCUGCUCUGUGUUCUCCUUCAUCUUCGGCGCUUUCAUCGGCCGACUUGGUGAUAAGAUCGGCUGCAAGACGCGUCUAUGGGUCACCUUCGGCACGUUCAUCCAGACAAUGUUCACCAUGGCAGCGGCCAUCGCCAUCUGGAAGUCUGGACAACCGAGUCUUUCGGAUACUCGUGCUGACCCGGCAUGGAGCAACGCGCUCUCGUUCGUGUGCAUCGGGUUUAUGAGUGCUAGCAUGGGUUUACAGGGGAUCAUGGGAAAGAGACUAAACACCCAAUUUACAACUACUGUCGUCCUAACCACAACAUGGUGCGAACUCAUGACCGAACCCCAACUCUUCCACUUCCGCCGGCUAGUAAAAGCACGUGACCACAAGGUUCAUGGCCAUCCUCUUCCUGUUCAUCGGAGGAUUCAGCGGGACGUGCCAUCCUUGACAAAAUCGGAUCAGCUGGUACCCUCGGUGUCGGCGCCGGUAUCCGUUUCCUCAUCACCUUGUCGUGGUUGUUCGUGCCCACCUAAGAAAACUCCCAAGAACUAGUCGCGCGGUAUAUAUCCGUGCUCUUUGAAGAUGAAUGCGAGGAACGAGGAAAUGGAAACCACCAGAGACGACCGGUGACGAACGCAACGCGAAUUAUUUUCGGCGAUUGUAUAGCUUGUAGCAGUGGAAAGAGAUGACGCAAGCCUGGCGCUGAGCGGUAAGAUAAUCAGGGAGAGGUCGUUGACCUGUUUAGAGGCUGCUCUUGCUGCCUAGCAUACGACCAGCGAGACGAAAGACGGAUAUCCCGGGUUUCUGGCAUUUAGAUAUAGUAUCAUUAGAGCUACAUAUAUGCAUAUGACAUUCGCCUUCAUAGCAAUUACGGCCAUGGUUUAGGUCUUACAGGGAUCCAGUUCAAUAGAUUGCUUUUGGUUGAAUGCUUGCAUGAACAAGAGAGCAGGGUAAGAAAGAAAGUAUUGAGGUCAUAGGUAAUAGAAAUGUAGACGACCUGUUGAGGGUUACAGUAGAAACUGCUGCCCUCACCAGCGAGAGGGAUGUGC
Pisolithus orientalis is the source of this 1707-nucleotide messenger RNA. RefSeq lists its product as uncharacterized. The transcript has 4 exons. Bases 92 to 1210 code for a protein of 372 amino acids. The record is from RefSeq and is a predicted model, not a curated record. Lineage: Eukaryota; Fungi; Basidiomycota; Agaricomycetes; Boletales; Pisolithaceae.